This is a messenger RNA of Thlaspi arvense, 1016 nucleotides long. The record is from the annotation of a GenBank genome assembly. NCBI's taxonomy places the organism in Eukaryota, Viridiplantae, Streptophyta, Magnoliopsida, Brassicales, Brassicaceae.
UUUUGAGCCAUCGAGAGACUAAAAACAAGCGGGACCAUAAGAGAGAGUAUGGUUUGAUUUUUGAGCCGAUUAGGGUUUUUUUGUGACAAAGAAAAAUGAAAUGAACCAACCCGUUAAGGUAAUGGAUAGAACUAAUAUGAUGGGCCUUUAUUAAGCCCAAAAGUCAAAGUGAUCCGCUUGUAGAAUAUUCGUAUAAAUCUAGUAGUAAUAAUAAUAAGCCCAACUCUCCCGUUUCUUGAUUUCCGUCAUCGUCGCCGAUUUGCCACGACCACCUCAUUCCGGUGAGUUCCCUGGUCUCAAAUUUCCCCUUUUGAAUUCUCAUUCCAUAAUCUAUUUCGGCGACUAUUGUGAUAAAGGACCAUCGAUCCGAUGGCUGUUUACGCUGCCGGGAUAACACCGUCCGUUUAGAAUUCGACUUUUUUCGUGAGAAUUGGAGUUUGUUGUCGGAAGAAGAAGAUGAGUAACACACCAGCAACGGCGGCGUCAUCAUCUAGAUCGAAAGCUGCGGGAACUUCUCAGGCGCCGGAAAAGCGCAAACCCUACUUUCAGAAAGAAUUGCAGCAUAUGAUGUAUGGAUUCGGCGAUGAGCAAAACCCGCUUCCAGAGACCGUGGCGCUUGUAGAGGACAUUGUUGUGGAAUACGUCACCGAUUUGACACAUAAGGCUCAAGAGAUUGGCUCAAAGCGAGGAAGGUUACUAGUUGAUGACUUCUUGUAUCUAAUCCGCAAGGAUUUGCCCAAACUUAACCGGUGUAGGGAACUCUUGGCAAUGCAAGAAGAGCUGAAACAAGCUCGUAAAGCUUUUGAUGUCGAUGAAGAUAAGCUAGCUUCUCUUGAUUGAUCUUUCCUUUGAAACUCAAGGCUGUAAGAAACAGAUAGCCACCAAGCGGAAUUGAGAUUUAAAUAUAUUUUUAUCUUUUACCAGUGAGCAUAUAUUUUCUUACAUCAAACCGGUGAAUGUUCGAUCUCUCCCUCGGAAAAAAACGAAAUUGCAGCUAUCGAAUUUCUUAAAAUGCC